Dinoponera quadriceps is the source of this 700-nucleotide messenger RNA. RefSeq names its product succinate dehydrogenase assembly factor 2, mitochondrial-like. The transcript has 3 exons. The record is from RefSeq and is a predicted model, not a curated record. Gene Ontology annotation, cellular component: mitochondrion. Gene Ontology annotation, biological process: tricarboxylic acid cycle; protein-FAD linkage; mitochondrial respiratory chain complex II assembly. The coding region runs from base 103 to 558 and encodes 151 amino acids. NCBI's taxonomy places the organism in Eukaryota, Metazoa, Arthropoda, Insecta, Hymenoptera, Formicidae.
CGAUGAUGGCCGUCGAUUGUCAGUUGUGAUGGUGUGAUCACCAGCGAAACAUCACCUGAUUGUGUUAUUAUGCACGAAGAGCCUGUGUGAGAUUAUACGAUCAUGAAUAUUAUAACUACUCGCGUCACAUCGUGUGUUAGGCCACUCUUACUCACGAGAAGUGUAUCGAUAAGUUGUCGGAGACGCAAAGAUGAAUUUCAAGAUUUAAUUCAUCCGGAAGGUCGGGAGCCCAGCAUUCCAUAUUAUGUGGAGCGUGAUGGGGAAGAUGCAGAUCUCAAAAGAGCACGAUUGACAUAUCAGUCUCGUAAGCGCGGAAUGUUGGAAAACGGACUACUUUUAAGCACAUUUGCAAAAAAAUACUUAAAUACAUUCAAUGAUACACAAUUAAGAUUGUAUGAUCAUCUUAUAAAUUUACCAUCAAAUGACUGGGAUAUAUUCCAUUGGGCAACUGGUGUUAAACCGACCCCACCUGAGUUUGAUAACGAAGUGAUGGAUUUAUUGAAAAAACAUACUCAGAAUGAGGAUCGACAGGCUAGGGUAACACAACCAGAUCUAUAAAUAUACAUAGUACAUUACGUAGUAAAAUAAUUAAAAAGUAAUGUAACACAUAUAUACUAGUGAAAUAAUUUAGUCUCAAAUGUAAAUUUACCUCAAUAAAGGUAUAUAUGUUUAGGAAUAAUAAAGAAUAUUAUUCUCUUUA